This is a messenger RNA of Phialemonium atrogriseum, 2715 nucleotides long. RefSeq lists its product as uncharacterized. Bases 1 to 2715 code for a protein of 904 amino acids. The record is from RefSeq and is a predicted model, not a curated record. The transcript has 2 exons. Lineage: Eukaryota; Fungi; Ascomycota; Sordariomycetes; Cephalothecales; Cephalothecaceae.
AUGACUUCCGCUACAGAAGAUGGGAAUUCUGCUCUGUGGGACGCUAUCGAAGCCAACUAUUGGCAGUCCAUAAAGGUUGUCAGGGCCCGUGAGGAUAGGGAGACAGAUGAGUCUAUGCAGGCCGCGGCUGACCCGAUCAGGAUCAAGCUCGCGAAGUUGUACGUGGAGCGUCAAGAGCUUGAAGAACGCCUUAAAGCCACAAAGCAAGUGUGCCAAGAGAAUGAAGCCUUCCUCAACGACCUGGAGAACGAGAUCGUGGCCCGCCAACUCGAUGUUGCCGAGCAACGAGCUCAUGAUGACGAGCAGAAGCGCGAGUGGUUUAGGAAUUAUCGCCAGGGUGACAUUACCCUUCAGGAUGUUGAGCCUGGACCCGAGGACACAGAUAUCGACAUUCCGGAAGAAUCUGAACAGGCCGACAACGAUGCCAGCUCUUCUGUGGGCAAUGGACUGGGGGAGUCUAGUAGAGCUGGUUCUGACGAAGGUUCGACGUCACAACGGCCCCAUACCCCCAAGCCAUCGGGACUCCCAGACCAGACCGGAGCCCCGUACGGGGAUAUGACUGGAGUUGAGGUUCACGAUGGAGCUGGCGAGGUGAUUGGUGAGCUUCACCGCCUCAACCUUGAUAACAUCUGGGUCGAUACGCUCCUCAAUCGUCCCAUAGAGCGGCCAGUCAGAAUCCGGCCAGGCAAGAAGUUCACCGCCAAAACCUUGGAAAGCAUCUAUGAGCCGAGCGAUGCCAAAGGUGCUAAAUGGUUGGCCUGCCAUAUCCAAGCUACCGGUACUGUCCAAGGCCAGCCAUGCCGUACCUGCGUCAAGAAUGUGGGCAUCUUCUCCGAGUGCAUUGUGCUUGAUGACCCCAACUUCCCACGAUGUGGGAAUUGCGAGUGGAAUAGACAAGGAUGCCACGGCGCCUCUUUCGAGCCACGAUCCAGACAUGCCGCGGCAAGCGAUGAAGGAAUAACACCAUCACAACCUCCUAGUGCGAAGUCUGUCGAGAAGAUGGCAUCUUCUUCCUCUGGCAACACUGCUGGUGGUCAGAAUGGGGCAGGCGAACUGCCAGCCCUACCCAAGUCCAGCAGCCGAAAGUCUCAACAUAGCGUGCGGAACUCGGAGGACGAGGCAGAGACCGGGGCAGCCAAGCAACAUAAGCAGGGUAAAAAGAAGUCAUUGGGACAACAGACGCUAGAGACACCACAGACGCCAGAGGCACCAGAUACGCCAGAUACGCCAGAGGCAGAGGAUGAGGAGGAAAUGCCAGAGCUGGCAGAGAUCACCAAGGAGACACUCGACCUCAGAGACGAUGGUGUUGUGUUCACAGACCCUCCGUGCAUGAGAAAUGUGCCCCUGGUAAAAAUAUCUCCCAGCCAUGCGUACUGGGACCCCGAGUGGAAGCCGAUAGAAGACGAGGUCCAGCUCCAGCUGAACAAGUGGCUGGAAAAGCAUGACCAGCUCGCGAAAACUCCGACAUCUUCGUCAGCCAGCAAGUUCCUGGCAAAUCGGCAGAUCAACCGAGGUCGGACCAUGCUUCAGUUCCUUGAGGAGGGCGAGCUGCAUCCCUAUCAGAUCAUCGGCAAACAGUGGAUUACCAGAGGCUUCAUCGUCUACGACACGUUAUACCGCAUGGUCCAAGUUCUGCAAGAACUGACCAAGUUUAAGAUCGACAUGAAGCCCUCGCAGUGGCUAAGGCAGCGCCUGCACGAGAUAUACGUCGAGAAAGGUGACAGUUUUGACCUUGCCAAGACUAUUCACCAUAUGUACCAUGACCCCAAGGUCUCCCACCUGCGCAUCAAGAAUGGGUUCGGCACCAUCGGCCGGCCCUCCGGCUUCAAGAUGAGAGAGAAGGCGAAGAACAGCAGCACCUCCAAAAAGGGAACCCCCAAAAAGGGAACCCCCAAGAAGGGCACCCCUCGCAAGGACCCCAGCAAGGACACCCCCGGCAAGGAGGCGGGGUCACGGAAGCGCAAGGAGCCACAUUCGACACCCAAGACGACCCCGCAGAAGGACAAGGCAGAUACCGAGCAGGCCCCCCGGUCCUCGACGCGCAAGACGCGCCAGGGCUCCGCCGAGGUGCCCCUCAGCCAGCACCAGGCGAGCAAGCCAGAGCCGGGGAAAUUCAUCCUCUCGGCCCGCAACCAACACAAGAAGCAGAGGGUCGACCAGAACCCGGCCGGCCGCAGCAGCCUUGGUGGAGCGGCCAGCCUCCAGGAGGACCUGGAGCACAGCGGAUAUACAUCGACGGACAGCUUUAGCGGAGAUCAUGUCAUGAAGCUCGACUGGCGGGUAUACCAAGUCAAGACGCGACUGACGACCACCAACCCGGCGGUGACGCAGUACUGGCACUGGGUUGACAAGGCCGAAGAAGGGGGCGAGUCGAACAUCUUCGAGCACCAGGUUCUCAAGGACGUCGUCUCCAACGAGGUCUCGUGGGGCGUCUACAAGGAGCCGUACGACUUCCACCUCCGCCAGUCAGAGCUGGUCAACGUCUCGUAUGCCCCCAGCAGCCAGAAGGUGGUCAUCGCUACGAAACCCGUCCAAGGCGUUGAGCACCGAGGGGACGUGCUGGCCCACUUCAAGCGUGAGCGCACCAAGAGGCGGUUCCUGACCUUUAUGAGGAAGAAGGGCGUGAAGCUGGUGCGGACAGAUGCCCAAUUUGUCGAAUCCACUUGGGACGAGAUGCAGUCCAACGUCUUGCCUGGAUACGACUCGGAGUCUUGA